CACGACUCAUCCAUCAUCUUUUGAAACCAAAAAAAAAAGUUGGUUAUGAUUCGUUUCGUGUUGGCGGUCCAACCGUGUAGUAGUAGUAGUCAAAGGUCAACGUCAUCGCCGGGAAGAGGGUUCGGAGAAGGCACGGUAGUUUGAAGAAUCUUCUUCCCUCGCAUUCAAACUACUGCUUCCAUUGCUCUAUGAUCAUACUUAGUUAGUUAGGGUUCACAGUUUCUCUUUACUUCCAUGGAUUUCCAAAAUCGCAGGUUUCAGGUGCUUCUCGCCGUCGCUGCCAUCGUAGUUCUCAGCAUCACAGCUGAAAAAUGCCGGCAGCUUGUUGGUGAGGAGGGGUCAUCGCAGAGUGGAAAGUUCACGAUCUUAAACUGUUUUGAUAUGGGCUCUGGAACUGUAGCAUGUGGUGUAAAGGAAGGUGUGAAGCUUUACUUUUACAAUAUUAGAUCUGCCCAUGUUGAGAGAGCGCGGCAUCGCGCAAUUGAGUCUGCCCUUGUUGAUGCUGUUAGUCAGGGGAUGUCGCCAAAAGAUUCUGCAACAUAUGUGCAAAAAGAAAGUAAAAAGGCGGCGAAAUUGGCUUCCCGUCAAGCUAAGCGGAUUAUAGGACCCAUCAUCUCUUCUGGAUGGGACUUUUUUGAAGCUAUUUACUAUGGUGGUACUGUAACUGAAGGGUUUCUUAGGGGCACCGGGACUUUGUUUGGAGCAUAUGGUGGAGGAUUCCUUGGGGAGCAAAAACUUGGUAGAUUUGGCUACCUUGUUGGAAGUCACCUGGGCAGUUGGGUUGGUGGUAGAAUAGGAUUAAUGGUUUAUGAUGUGUUUAAUGGAGUCAAUUUGCUGUUGCAAUUUGUUCAGACAGGUGAAAUUGAAGUUCAUAAAGCGUCAGCUAAUGAAAAUUCUGAGGCACCUGAAGGUUAUUUUUUUGGUGAAAUUCCUGUAUAUGACAGCUCCGAAGGUUCCAAUAUUUAUGAAUCAUCUCCCAGCGAAGAAUCCAAUAUUUAUGAAUCAUCUCCCAGCGAAGAAUCCAAUGCUUAUGAAUCUACCGAACAUCAGAGCUUUGAAACAUAUGGAGAUUCUGAACUGUGAUGAAGUUUUGGAGUGGAUGAUAUUUGCUCAGAUUUUAGGUGGAUGAUAUGUGUUUUUCUUCAAUGUCUUUGCUUCAACAUAGUGUGUAUAAAUUACACUAUUUUAACACGUUAUGCACAUUUUACUGUACAUGUUUUAUCUUCCAAAUGCUUUACAUACUGUUUUUCCUUUA
Messenger RNA from Lotus japonicus, 1255 nucleotides. RefSeq lists its product as uncharacterized. The record is from RefSeq and is a predicted model, not a curated record. The transcript is spliced from 2 exons. NCBI's taxonomy places the organism in Eukaryota, Viridiplantae, Streptophyta, Magnoliopsida, Fabales, Fabaceae. The coding region runs from base 235 to 1083 and encodes 282 amino acids.